AAAAUGAAAUACAAUCAUCAAAAUAUUUUAAAUAUUCGUGAAAUAGUUACAUAUCUAACUACAGGUCUACAAUAAGCCUAUGAUGGUCUGAUAGAGAUACCAUAUAAACUAAAUUGCAAAUAUAAUUAUGAUAUAAGUAAUUCCAAAGUGGUGAUGAGUAUAAUAUUUCUAAAUAUCUGCAACUGUAAUACAAAAUGAAAAUAUCCAAUUUCUUUUGGUGACAAAUUCACAAGUAUUGCUAAUUUCACUGUCUUUACUGGUUACAUUCAUAAUUUUCUGUUAGGGGUUAGUGAAAAUAAAGAUGUGUUUUUUUUCCUCAUUCAAGUUCAUGGGUUCCCUGAAAUAUAGAUAUAAACUCUGGUUUAAAACUCUUGUCAUAAUAUUUUUAGGUAGCAAAAUGCUUACUGGAUUGCCUUAGAUUUUUUUUGUAAUACUCCUCAAUCAAAUAUAUGAAAAAUUAAGAAGACUGACUAAUAUUUCUUGGGUUUACAGAGGCUCAGUAAAUUGGAAGUCAUUCUGUGUAAUCCUGUAAACAACUGUGUGGAUACAUAUAUUAUUAUGGUCCUGGCCCUGCUAUGGUCCACUUUGUCCCAGAUCUGGCAGUAACUACCAUCCUUCCAUGUCCCUUAGCCCUGAAAGAAAAGGAACAUCUUUUCUUAUCAUCUUCAUAUAUGGAGCAAUGUCCUCUGUGCCCUAUUUCAAAUGCAAGUAUAUCAUACUCCAGGGGGCAUAUUACUAUUUCUUUUGGGGCAUCUUAAAAUUCUUUAAAACAUCAGAUAUCUUUGGCCUUUCCUUCGCUCUUGGCCUCUGCAUCCAAAGUGUUUUUUUGUUUUUUUAAUGCUAUUAAAUUGUUUACACAAUCUCCAAUCCUUUUUCUCCUUUCCCUUUCCAGACCCUCAUUACCACUUUUCUAUAGUAUCUUCCCUUCCUCUUAUCUCUCUCAUAGGUUAUCUGUAGUAAAAAAAAAAAAAAAAAAUCAUGUUAAAUGAGAGAUGCCUGUGAGAUUUGGGUCCUUUUAAGGCACAGUUGUUGGUAUCAGUUUUAAAGAUGAGCUCUUUUCUGUUUUGGGGGUCUCAGAGUGUGAAAUACAUUUUAAUUGACUGAAAGUACAAUGACUUCCCUCAAAAACAUUUCUCUUCAAGCCAUCUGCAUGUAGCCUUUGAAAUUGAGAUUAGAUAAGAUAGUGUCUAUGGAAUAGGACAACAUAAGGUAGACUGUAAGCAGGGGUCAGUAGACAGUUCAUUAUAAUUGUUAGGAAUGACCAAUUAAGUGUCUGCCACAUACUUUGCAAUAUAUAUUAUUCCAAACUAUGGGAUUUCAAUUCAAAUUAACCGCCAUCGCCAAGUUUUAGAUGUUGCUUUUAAGAGGAAGUCAGGGAAAGUGACAUCCUGGAUAACGGGCAGGGUAGUCUAGCAACUGUUAAGGUGGACUAGAUAACUUUGCAGGCCUCUUCCUGGUCCAAAGGAUUCAACUCGGGCCACCAGUGCAAUGCAGAAUUCGCCCUUCUUCCACACCUGGAGCUUACGGAAACAGGUUAAACCAGGGAUGGCGAGCCACGUGUCGAAAUGAAUGAGUUGGAGAAUGAGCGACUUGCGGAGCAAAAACCUUUUCCAGGACUGGCCUUCUUGUCUGGGCUGAGGGAGGGGGGCCCGGUGAGACGUCCUAAAGAGCAGACUAACGCGGCUCUGGCCGGAGAAGGUACAGGUUGGGCGGGGAGAGCCGGCCGGCCUGGCCCAGGGAGGAGUGAGAGUACAGGAGGGGUGGGGGGAGAGGCGGGGCCGGCUUCCUUCGUCACUUGAUAAAACGCCUGCUGGUCUCCAGAGAACAACGGGCUCUUUCAGCUGUUCGAGAGCGGGCUGCGAGGGAGAGAAUCUGGACAGGGAGUACUGCUAGUCCCGGGGGGUGGGGCAGGGAAGCUAAACUAGAGAAGGAGAAGGUGCUAGUGGCGGCAGCAGCAGCAGCAGCGGCAAUAGCAGAAGCGGCGGCGGCGGCGGCGGCAGCGGCAGGUCCCUUUCUCCUUUCCCUUCCCUGCCCCACCGUAAUUGCCGAUGGCGGCUUCUGGGCAGCCGGAGCUCCUUUUCUACCUGUCGGCGUGUCUGCUGCUCCGUUUCUGCGCCGCCUUUAACUUGGAUACCCGGGAAGAAAACGUGAUCCGCAAGAUCGGGGAGCCCGAGAGUCUCUUUGGAUUCUCCCUGGCCAUGCACUGGCAGCUACAUCCGCAGGACAAGAGGCUGUUGUUGGUGGGAGCCCCUCGAGCCAAAGCUUUUCCAUUACAGAAAGCCAACCGGACAGGAGGCCUGUACAGCUGUGACAUCACAUCCCAGGCACCUUGCCAACGCAUUGAAUUUGAUAAUGAUGCUGACCCUAAUUCUGAGAGUAAGGAAGACCAGUGGAUGGGUGUCACUGUCCAGAGUCAGGGGCCAGGGGGAAAGGUGGUGACAUGUGCCCAUAGGUAUGAGAGAAGGCAACAUGUUAACACUAAACAGGAGUCUCGAGACAUAAUUGGGAGGUGCUAUGUGUUGAGUCAGUCCCUUACCAUUGAAGAUGACAUGGAUGGAGGAGAUUGGAGUUUUUGUGAUGGCCGUUUGAGAGGCCAUGAAAAAUUUGGUUCCUGUCAGCAAGGUGUAUCUGCAACUUUUACUAAAGAUUUCCAUUAUAUAGUUUUUGGAGCCCCGGGUACUUAUAAUUGGAAAGGAAUUGUUCGUGCAGAGCAAAAGAAUAACACUUUUUUUGACAUGAAUAUCUUUGAAGAUGGGCCUUAUGAAGUUGGUGGUGAAACUGAUCAUGAUGAAAGUCUAGUUCCUGUUCCAGCUAACAGUUAUUUAGGCCUUCUCUUUUUGACCAGUGUUUCCUAUACAGAUCCUGAUCAGUUUGUUUACAAAACACAGCCCCCCAAUGUAAGGGUCGACAAAUCUCCUGAUGUGAUGAUGAAUAGCUACCUAGGUUUUUCACUGGAUUCAGGAAAAAGUAUUAUCUCUAAAGAUGAGAUCACUUUUGUGUCUGGUGCACCUAGAGCCAACCAUAGUGGAGCUGUGGUUCUCCUAAAGAGAGACAUGAAAUCUGCACAUCUUUUUACUGAACAUUUGUUUGAAGGAGAAGGGCUGGCCUCUUCAUUUGGUUAUGAUGUGGCAGUAGUGGACCUCAACAAAGAUGGCUGGCAAGAUAUAGUUGUUGGAGCACCACAGUAUUUUGAUAGAGAUGGAGAAGUUGGGGGUGCUGUGUACAUCUACAUUAAUCAGCAAGGCAAAUGGAAUAAUGUCAAGCCAAUUCGCCUUAAUGGAACCAAAGAUUCUAUGUUUGGCAUUGCAGUCGAAAACAUCGGUGAUAUUAAUCAAGAUGGAUACCCAGAUAUUGCAGUUGGAGCACCUUACGAUGAUUUUGGGAAGGUUUUUAUUUAUCAUGGCUCUCCAAGUGGAAUAAAUACCAAGCCGACUCAGGUUCUUGAGGGUAAAUCUCCAUACUUUGGUUACUCAAUUGCUGGAAAUAUGGACCUUGACAGAAAUUCCUAUCCUGAUGUUGCUGUUGGUUCACUCUCAGAUUCAGUGUCCAUUUUCAGAUCUCGACCUGUGAUUAACAUCCAGAAAACAAUCACAGUGACACCUAACAGAAUUGAUCUGAGACACAAAAUGGCCUGUGAUGCACCAAGUGGAAUAUGCCUGAAGGUUAAAGCCUGUUUUGAGUACACUGCUAAGCCCAGUAGUUACAGUCCUGCAAUAUCAAUUGUGGGCACACUUGAAGCUGAAAGUCAGAGAAGGAAAUCCGGCUUAUCAUCAAGAGUUCAUUUUCCAAAUCAAGCUUCUGAACCCAAGUCUUCCCAUGAACUGACUCUGAAAGGGCAGAAACAAAAAAUGUGCAUGGAAAGAGUACUUUGGCUACAGGACAACAUCAGAGAUAAACUACGUCCCAUUCCCAUAACAGCAUCAGUGGAAAUUAAAGAACCAAAUUCACGGAGGCGAGUGAAUUCACUUCCAGAACUUCUUCCCAUUCUGAAUUCAAAUGAACCCAAAACAGUGACCUCAGAGGUCCAGUUCUUAAAAGAGGGAUGUGGAGAUGACAACAUCUGUAAUAGCAAUCUGAAAUUAGAGUACAGAUUUUGUACACGAGAUGGCAACCAAGACAAAUUUUCUUAUUUACCAAUUCACAAUGGCAUUCCAGAGCUUGUUCUCAAAGAUCAGAAGGAUAUUGCUUUAGAGAUAACAGUGACAAAUAGUCCAUCAAAUCCCAGGGACCCUACAAAAGAUGGGGAUGAUGCUCAUGAAGCCAAACUCAUUGCAACUUUUCCUGAUACCUUAACUUACUCUGCAUACAGAGAGCUGAGGGCUUAUCCUGAAAAACAGUUGAGUUGUGCAGCUAAUGUAAAUGGUUCCCAAGUAGACUGUGAACUUGGAAAUCCCUUUAAGAGAAAUUCCAGUGUUACUUUUUAUUUGAUUUUAAGUACCACAGAAGUUACCUUUGAUACCACAGACCUGGAUGUGAAUUUGAAGUUGGAAACAACAAGCAAUCAAGAUAAUUUGGCUUCAAUUACAGCUAAAGCUAAAGUGGUUAUUGAACUGCUUUUGUCGGUCUCUGGAGUUGCUAAACCUUCCCAGGUGUACUUUGGAGGUACUGUUGUUGGUGAGCGAGCUAUGAAAUCUGAAGAUGAUAUUGGAAACUUAAUAGAAUAUGAAUUCAGGGUAAUUAAUUUAGGUAAACCUCUUAAAAAUCUUGGCACAGCAUCUCUAAACAUUCAGUGGCCCAAAGAAAUUAGCAAUGGCAAAUGGCUGCUUUAUUUGAUGAAAAUAGAAUCCAAAGGACUGGAACAAAUAAACUGUGAGCCACAAGAUGAAAUUAACUCUCUGGGACUAAAGGAAUCUCCUCACAACUCAAGAAAGAAAAGAGAAAUUGCAGAGAAACAGACAGAUGAUGGAAGAAAAUUUUCUUUAUUUGCAGAAAGAAAAUAUCAGACACUAAACUGUAGCACAAAUGUUAACUGUGUGAACAUAAUAUGUCCUCUACAUGGUUUGGACAGCAAAGCUUCUGUUAUAUUACGGUCAAGGCUGUGGAAUGGUACAUUCCUAGAGGAAUAUUCCAAGCUGAACUACUUAGAUAUUCUUCUUCAGGCUUCCAUUAAUGUUACUGCUGCUGCAGAGAAUAUUAAGGUUCCAAAUGCAGGCACUCAAGUCCGUGUUACAGUAUUUCCUUCAAAGACAGUUGCACAGUAUUCUGGAGUGCCUUGGUGGAUCAUCCUUGUGGCUAUCCUUGCUGGAAUUUUGAUGCUUGCUCUAUUAGUAUUUUUACUAUGGAAGUGUGGAUUCUUUAAGCGCUCCAGGUACGAUGACAGUGUUCCCCGAUACCAUGCUGUAAGAAUCCGGAAAGAGGAACGGCAGAUCAAAGAUGAGAAAUAUAAUGAUGGCCUGGAAAAAAAACAGUGGAUCACAAAAUGGAAUGAAGAUGAAAGCUACUCCUAGGGGAAAAAACAGCACACUCUCCAGACUAUUCUCUUGUUUUCCAACUCAGAAAUUUAAAUGGAUUUUAAAAGUUCCUUCGGUAACUGAGGAUUGGUUUCAGACUUACUACAGACAGUAUGGACCUACAGUUCUUAACUGUGGAUAUUGUUACAUAUCCCAAGGCUUUUAUUUUGCACAGCUAAAUUUAAGACAGAUGGAACUGAUUUUUUUUAACUGCCUUAAUUUAAAUUUCCAGAUUGCCUUUUAUUUUGGUGUGGCUGACCUCUGAUGAGAAAGGGUAUGCCGAGUUGUACCUCAUGUGAAAUCUUCUCAUUAGUAUAUUAGAAAGAAAGCCACUAUCAUCAGUCAUGCUGAUGUCUACUUGGUGAUAUCCACAUGCUGAUAUCUAAGCUUCAUAAUUCUUGCAUUGCCUUUCCAAAUAUUUCUUCCACUAAAAUCAGAGAACUUUAAAUCAACAACGAUUUAACCUAAAGUACUGUCUUUAAGUAAAUGUGCAAUAGAAGGUGAUGCUGCCAUCCCACCAUCUUGUUUUUAA
Molecule: messenger RNA, 5982 nt
Organism: Antechinus flavipes (yellow-footed antechinus)
Lineage: Eukaryota; Metazoa; Chordata; Mammalia; Dasyuromorphia; Dasyuridae
Gene: ITGA6
Product: integrin subunit alpha 6
Exons: 26
Coding region: 2049-5447 (1132 amino acids)
Biological process (GO): cell adhesion mediated by integrin; cell-cell adhesion; cell-matrix adhesion
Cellular component (GO): external side of plasma membrane; integrin complex
Molecular function (GO): integrin binding
Source: RefSeq, a predicted model, not a curated record